GCACAGGCGUUGACGGACCAGAGGAGAUGGAACUGGAGAUCACUUGUGAGGGAAGCGCCGACAACAGCACGACAUGUAAUCAACUUCAGUGUGUUGGACCUUGUGACUGGGACGUCCUGACCGUGCGAGAAUGCUCAAACAAAUGCAACGAAUCCGCGCCAUGUAUGGAAAGUUGUAUGCGACUGAGUGAUCUCAGGGAGAGCUUCACCGAUCAUCAGGAGCCGGCGAAAAGUCGCAGCUCGUUGUUACAGACGCCACCGGAACUCGUCUGCCGGGACACGGCGGAUUCCGGCGACGGUGGUGCCCUCUCUACGAUAUUCAUCAAAUGGAACGUCGAACAUAGCAAGGAUGGAGUCGCCUCUAAACACGUGGUUGUGUUUGUUGUGGAAAUACGCUCACACUCCGAGUGGAUUUCUUUCGGAAAGACGCUUCACUUCUUUAUUCCCAUCUACAAACUGCGUCCCUCGAGUGAAUAUCAGAUCAGGGUGACGGCCGUGCUGCCGGACGGUGUUGCUGCAGAGCCACAAGUAUCCGAGUGGAUCAAAACGCUUCCAGUCGGAGCGCUACCCCAGCCGCCUUCCAACAUCACCUUCGCCAACAUGAGAGUGCGCGGCGCGUCUGUGGGCGUUGACGUCAAUUGGAUCCCGCCUCCAGAGAGAACGUGUUACUACAACAUAUACUGGUACUCCUCAUCGAGUAGUGGCUACGGGGAUGGUAUCGUGAGAAUGCCGUACGAGUUCGUCUAUAGAAUCGAGCACUUGGACUUUGGGACGAACUAUACCAUCGUAAUGCACUCGACCUACCACUCACAACACGAGAGCAGAGAGGCAACGAUGUGGCUACUAACGACCCCGUGUCUAGAAGCUACUAACUACGAUUACAAGGCCUGUGUUGCCGGUGAGAGCGUUGGCAGUGUGUCGGCUGUCUACACGGUGGUACUGCCCGCCUGUGCAGUAACACUGAUCGUCAUCAUUGUCCUGCUUACUAUCGGCGUAUACCGGAAACUCCGCAUCCUGGGAAGGAACGUUAAGGUUCAGCUCACAGACAAUGUUCUUUACCGGUGUCUGAACGGAACUGCAGCACCAAAUGGAGUGCAGUCUAACGAUUCGGUGAAAUUCGACAAGUUCGAGAUCAAUUUUAGCUCGCUAGUUUUCGAGGAAGUGCUUGGUGAGGGCGCAUUUGGGAAGGUGGUUAGGGCGCGAGUCGUGAAGCAGAUCGAGGAGAUGCGCCACCUGCCGGACUUCGUAGCUGUGAAGAUGCUGAAAGAUGCUGCGGCAGUUCAGGACACGCAAAACCUGCUCGAUGAGAUUGAGAUGAUGAAAUGCUUGGGAAAACACGCGAAUGUCAUUAGCAUUCUCGCGUGCGUGACGACAGCGCCAACGAUAUGCCUGGUGGUGGAAUAUUGCGAGAAUGGCGAUCUUCACACAUAUUUACGACAGCAACGAGAAAAU
Messenger RNA from Priapulus caudatus, 1451 nucleotides. RefSeq lists its product as uncharacterized. NCBI's taxonomy places the organism in Eukaryota, Metazoa, Priapulida, Priapulimorpha, Priapulimorphida, Priapulidae. The record is from RefSeq and is a predicted model, not a curated record. Gene Ontology annotation, cellular component: signaling receptor complex. Gene Ontology annotation, molecular function: ATP binding; transmembrane receptor protein tyrosine kinase activity; protein binding. Gene Ontology annotation, biological process: cell surface receptor protein tyrosine kinase signaling pathway; multicellular organism development; positive regulation of kinase activity.